AUGAUUACAUUGGCGAAUUCCACAUAUAAUUCAGAUGUAACAAGAAAUACUCCUGUUAUUAUUAAUAAUAUUAAUAAUCCAACAAAAAAAUCAUCACCAAAAGCUUUAGUGAUUGGACCUGCAACUGGUGGUGGUAUAGUUAUUGUUCUAAUUUUAAUUGUAGCUUUUAUUAUUUACAAAAAAAGAGUAACAGUUCUUAGAAUGUCUGGAAGUGAUGAUAAUACUUAA
Molecule: messenger RNA, 228 nt
Organism: Diversispora eburnea
Lineage: Eukaryota; Fungi; Glomeromycota; Glomeromycetes; Diversisporales; Diversisporaceae
Source: the annotation of a GenBank genome assembly